AUGAAGAGUGAGUGGGGUCCGGAGGGGCGAGGGGUGGCGGGGACCGAGUGGCCGCGGGGACCGGGCGAUCGGAGCGGCCAGGCGGCCGGCGGCCCAGGCGGCGUCUUCUGCGCUCUCCCGGAUUAUAGAACAAUUGGGAAAAUAGGAGAGGGAACGUUUUCUGAAGUUAUGAAGAUGCAGAGCCUGAGAGAUGGAAGGUACUACGCGUGUAAGCAGAUGAAGCAGUGCUUCAGCAGUGACAGAAAAUCUGGUUCUCUUGCGCUAAUAUGUGAACUUAUGGACAUGAAUAUUUAUGAGCUAAUACGAGGGAGAAGACAUCCAUUAUCAGAAAAGAAAGUGAUGCACUAUAUGUACCAGUUGUGUAAAUCCCUUGAUCACAUGCACAGAAAUGGAAUAUUUCACAGAGAUGUAAAACCAGAAAAUAUAUUGAUAAAGCAGGACAUCCUGAAGCUGGGGGACUUUGGGUCCUGCCGCAGCGCGUACUCCAAGCAGCCGUACACAGAGUACAUCUCCACGCGCUGGUACCGGGCCCCCGAGUGUCUGCUCACUGACGGCUUCUACAGCUACAAGAUGGACCUGUGGAGUGCUGGCUGUGUCUUCUAUGAGAUCGCCAGUCUGGAGCCCCUCUUUCCUGGAGUCAACGAGCUGGACCAGAUCUCUAAGAUCCAUGAUGUCAUUGGCACGCCGGCUCAGAAGACACUUACCAAGUUCAAACAGUCGAGAGCUAUGAGUUUUGAUUUUCCUUUUAAAAAGGGAUCAGGACUGUCUCUCCUGACAAGCAACCUGUCCCCUCAAUGCCACUCCCUCCUGUGUGCGCUGGUGGCCUACGACCCCGACGAGAGGAUCACUGCCCACCAGGCACUGCAGCACCCCUACUUCCAAGAGCAGAGCCCCCACCGCCAGCUCAGCCUGUACAAGCAGCUGUUGGCUUCUCAUGGGAGGCUUCUGCUGCCGAGAGACCGUCUGAUGGAGAAGUGCGAGCUGGCUGAGGCUGGCCGGCCCCACACAGCACCGUGCCUGCUGUGGGCUGGGGAGGGCAGGGCAGCUGAGAAGCAAACUGUGCCCGGCCACAAACACUGUGCCGUCCUGGAGCACCCUGCAGCCUUGGGACCCAGCAACAACAGCUGGCACUCGGCCAAGGAGGGCUGGAAGCAGCUUCAGUCUCGAAGGCCAGACGAGAGCUAUCCCCACAGACAAGGCCUGGCCUGCCUCCGGAGGCUGCCAAGCCUCCAGCUGCCAGGUGUCACCCAGCUGUCCUACUCCAGCCCCUCGCUGCACCGUGGCUUUGCCCCUGCAGCCCACAGAAAAGGGCCACCACUGCAGCCUCUGAAGUUCACCAGGACCAACAAGAAGACAGACACCCAGAAGGACAUGAAGCCGGACCUGAAGCCCUACCACCUGCCCACACUAGAGAGACGAGGAGGAGGCCAGGCCCACCACCCACCAGCCAGAGCCCGCCUUCCUGUGCCAGGAGCAGCAGCCUGCACCCCGCAGGACCACCCCGUCCAGGGCUCUGUCUGUGCCGUCUCUGUGAAGGGCCGUGAGCUCACAGGCACCUCCGAGGCCGCAUUCCGCCUGGCUCCGUGUCACACCUGCCUAGGCCCCCAGUUGUGUCGCGAGCAGAGGUGUAAACAGGCCAAUGCAGCUUCACAGGCCUCCAGCUGGGCUGCCUUGUCCCCGGGUGGCCUGGCCCACCUGGGCCUCUCAUGGGGGCGGCUGUACUGGAAGCCACGGCUGAGGACACUGUGCCUCAGUGGACUGUGGGGCCGGCACUGGGCUGGACGGGGAUCUGCUGCGGUCUCUCGGGGCAGUGACCGCAUGGCGUCUGAUCCUCAUGAUCUCAGCACCCUAGAGGAGUCAUGA
Elephantulus edwardii (Cape elephant shrew) is the source of this 1863-nucleotide messenger RNA. It is a transcript of the gene MOK, whose product is annotated as MOK protein kinase. The transcript is spliced from 15 exons. Lineage: Eukaryota; Metazoa; Chordata; Mammalia; Macroscelidea; Macroscelididae. The record is from RefSeq and is a predicted model, not a curated record. Gene Ontology annotation, molecular function: ATP binding; protein serine/threonine kinase activity. Bases 1 to 1863 code for a protein of 620 amino acids. Gene Ontology annotation, cellular component: nucleus; cytoplasm. Gene Ontology annotation, biological process: protein phosphorylation; intracellular signal transduction.